AUGCCUCAAAUACUUCUCAACCUUUCUAAUUUAUCAAAUGUUACAAAUAUCAAUAAGUCAACUGAUAAAGUUAGAGGACAAAAUAUGCCAUAGAAGAUCACGAAAGCAAAUUUUGAGUUGACAAAUCUUAAGCAAAAGAUUACUUAAAGAUCGAAAAAUGCUUAGAUCAAUAACUCGAGAAACAAAGCAUAAAUGGCAAUGAUCAAACCUUACACAGCUAUGACUAAUCCCUAUUAGUCUUAGAAGCAAUCAUAUUCAAGCAUAAUAAGUUCUCGUAGACUUUAAGAAGUAUAGAUGAACCCAGAGAGCAUGGAAAGAUCUUUGGAUAAGUACUGUAGACUUAAUUACCUCAAUGCAGUCAAUAGGAAGCAUGAUUUUAGAACAAUGAUAUCUGAACGAAAUACUAAUCAGAAUUCUGAUCUUACUUCAAACCAAAGUGCUCUAAAUUCAAUGCAGCAGACCUCCCCAUCAUCAUCAUAUAUUAAACGUAAACACAGUCAAUACUUUGAACAAUUUCUGAUAAACAACCCCUCAUUUGUCCAGAAAUUGAAACUAGAAAGCCUUAAGCAUGAAUUCAACGGGUGCUAUGAAGAUGAAAAGGAAGAGCAAGAGACUAGCAGGUUUCAAGACUCCUGUAAUGUUUCUUCAGAUGAAGGCGAGAAAUCCAACAUUAAAAGAACUGAUGAUGAUCUUGUUUAUUCGAAAAGAAUGAGUUACCCAGAGAAUCUAUCUGAGAGUUCUGUAAUUUACAUGCAUGCUGAAGAUGAUUCUCCCUACAGUCCUUAUGACACAACAGUAAGAUAUAGCAAAAAAUUCAGACCCUCUUAAGCUGAAAAAUAAAGGCCAAAUACUUGCUGUGGUUACAGAUGCUAAGAUCAAUAUGAUGACUAUGAUGUAGACUUCAGAGACAUUCUAAUAGAACAGAAAGUAAACUUAAUCACCAACUAGUUUAGCUUUAGUCUCUAGGACGAUAGUCAAGGAGAUCAUCGAGAUUCAAGCCAGUAUAUUAAGUAAUAGAUUCAUUAGUAGAAAUCAAAGCCUAUGUUGCUCUAAAGCCAAGGGCUGGGGUAGAUGCCUUAAAGUUCUUUUAUCAUUAUGGAGUCACCUGCCAUCAGAAACAACAAUCAUCAGAGCUUAUUAAAACGAUUUAUGAAAUGCUUUUGA
Stylonychia lemnae is the source of this 1164-nucleotide messenger RNA. Lineage: Eukaryota; Ciliophora; Spirotrichea; Sporadotrichida; Oxytrichidae. The record is from the annotation of a GenBank genome assembly.